Molecule: messenger RNA, 222 nt
Organism: Bipolaris maydis ATCC 48331
Lineage: Eukaryota; Fungi; Ascomycota; Dothideomycetes; Pleosporales; Pleosporaceae
Source: RefSeq, a predicted model, not a curated record
AUGGACGUCCGGAUUGCCCUUCAUGGUACCCCCUUUUACAGAAGCGAUGCGGCGCCAUCUACCCUUGCCAGCCAUACUCUCAAGAAAGACUACCGAGAAACAACGAACCAUAUCAUGUGGCAAUUCAUUACCCUUCAAUUCGUCGCUUGUGUCAACCAGUACGCCGCAUACCUAGAAGAGCGCAACUUCCACCAGCGAGAAGAGCAUCUUCACGCGCGAUGA